This is a messenger RNA of Rana temporaria (common frog), 1440 nucleotides long. RefSeq names its product phospholipase A2 inhibitor and Ly6/PLAUR domain-containing protein-like. Bases 21 to 635 code for a protein of 204 amino acids. The transcript is spliced from 5 exons. NCBI's taxonomy places the organism in Eukaryota, Metazoa, Chordata, Amphibia, Anura, Ranidae. The record is from RefSeq and is a predicted model, not a curated record.
AAAGCUCUAACGAAGCAUACAUGCAGCAUAGUAUCCUUCCAAUGAUGUCUGCAGUACACCUUUAUUUUCUACUAUCGGCUCUUGCAGGAUCUAGUUACGCAAUAUCAUGUUAUUGGUGUUGGACAUCUAGUGAUCAGGGCGACCUCUGUACAGAUAAUAGUGUAGAAUGCCCAGAUGGUUAUUUCUGUUCGGCCACAAUUUUUGAAUACUACCAAGAUAUUUCCAAGGAGCGUACUUAUAUUUAUGUUUACAGUGGAUGUGUUCCACCGGACCAAUGUGGUAGGAUGGGAAGUUUCAGCUCUGCAUUGGAAACAACAUGGAUAGCUACCGCCUGCUGCGAAACCGACAAUUGUAUCCCGGAUGUACCUGCAACUAUAAGGACCAGCACUGAUCCCAGUGGAGUAACAUGUCCAUCAUGUGCUUCUCGUGCAACUUUUGCUUGUGAACCUGAUGAAGUAAUGGCGUGUCGAGGGGACGAGACCAACUGUGCUUUGAAAACCACUACAUUCCAAGCAUACUAUGAUGACAUAAGUAUGGAAUACUACUGGUAUGGUGUGUACGGCGGACCAGCAUUAUUUAACAACACGGGUAGAAUUCUGGAAUCAACAAAUUUCCAAUCGGGGUUGCGCCACUGAUAGUAUUUGCGACAUUGGUCCACAAUCUCUCGGUAAAUAUACUCUAAAAGAAACGGCUGAAUACACAUGUACCGGUGGUACUAAAGAAAGUUCCGGCUACCCCACUACUCUCAUCCUUUGUUGUAUUGCUCACAUUUUACUCUAUUUGUUUAUGUUUUAGAAAUUAAAUUAAUUAUUUAAAAAAAAAAAAAAUCUAAAUAAGAUCUUGAUUUCAGCACAGUGAUAUGUACUUUAUAAGGAAAUGUUAUUAUUCUUGAUCUUUUUUGUUCGGUCUUAUCUAAAAAUGAUGAUUGUAAUUCUGUAAUUUUGUUCAGUCACUUUUCUAACUUGGAUACGUCUGCCAGACAGAACACCCGGAAAGGUGAAACCACGUCGCCUUUCUUUCACUGCCAGGAAGGCAGUGAUGUCACCCCACCCCUCCCCUGUAUGCUGAUUGGACAAUGAAGGAGCAGAAGCACACAGGUCAUCAACUCUCCUCUUGUCAACAGGUUCCCUUUUUUGUAAAUGUGAAUGCUGAAGAGCCUACCGGCUUCCAGUCCUGCUCCACCCCCUUUCCAGUCUGAGUAGACAUGUGCGGUUUCUUUCGUUCCGCACACAUUUUUUGUUAUUCAUAGAUUCGGAUAUAUAUCCGAAUACCCGAAGUACAAUAUAAACUAAUUUUACUGAAUGCUCCAAAUAACGAAACAAAAUUUGUCAGAAUUUCAGAAAUUCAAACUGAAAUUCGAAUCAAAUUUUACAUUGAACUCCAGUCGAAUUCUAACUACACAUAUUGCUGAAAUUAAAGACUGUGGGCCAGAUUCUGGUA